GCGUGAAGUAUUGUUUGACAUUAAACGACAAAAAAAAGUUAAUGAAGAGUUGAAUGGAUUACAACGAUAUACCAGAUUUAAUGACUAUAUUUAAACAGUCGUGUUGUCCACCAAUUCAUGUAAUUCCUCGAUUAGUAUCCAAUUUAGCAUUUUAUCCGCCAAAACCCAAAUUAUAUGACUUUGUUUACGACAAGAAGUACAAUAAGUCAGUUCUAGAGCUUAAUGAAGAAGCAAUUGUUUAUUCACAAGAAAUAUUGAAUAAAAACUUAAGUAUUUUUUUAAAACAAUUGUAUCGGUUUGAUGUCCUGAUGGUUGACAGUCGAAGAGGUAAUCGGAUCUCUUGCAUAUUCUUGAGAAGUCCAACGACAACAAACAAGACUAUACUUUACAGUCAUAGCAAUGCUUGUGAUUUGGGAUUUAUCUGUUGUCAUGUUUGGCUUAUCAGUCGACAACUUAACUGUAAUAUUAUGGCUUAUGAUUACUCUGGUUAUGGUCUGAGCGAUGGUAAGCCAUCGGAAAACAAUUUGUACGCAGAUAUUGACUCAGCCCUGUCUGCGCUUAUAUAUCUUUAUAAAAUUUCACCAAAAAAUAUUGUCCUCUACGGCACAUCCGUGGGCACUGUGCCGACCAUUGAUUUGUCCACACGGCUAGUGUUUUAUGGCGUAAUCCUCGAGUCGUCCAUAAUGUCUGGUUUACGAACAUUGUGUCCCAAAUGGAUCAAACAGUUUUGGACUAUCGAUCCGUUUCCCAAUCUUUUAAAAGCUAAUAAAAUUAAAUGCAAAGUACUUGUAAUCCAUGGAACUAAUGAUGAAUUGACUGACAUUAAAGACGCUGUUAUUCUUUAUAAACGAUGUCCACAAUCGGUGCCACCGUUUUGGGCACUCGGCUAUCGACACAAUGAUGUCUCAUCACAUCCACAAUACUUUCAACGAAUUCAUCUCUUUAUAACUCAAUUAAAAUAA
Molecule: messenger RNA, 962 nt
Organism: Oppia nitens
Lineage: Eukaryota; Metazoa; Arthropoda; Arachnida; Sarcoptiformes; Oppiidae
Product: alpha/beta hydrolase domain-containing protein 17C-like
Exons: 1
Coding region: 54-962 (302 amino acids)
Biological process (GO): protein depalmitoylation
Cellular component (GO): endosome membrane; plasma membrane
Molecular function (GO): palmitoyl-(protein) hydrolase activity
Source: RefSeq, a predicted model, not a curated record